Xenopus tropicalis (tropical clawed frog) is the source of this 1246-nucleotide messenger RNA. It is a transcript of the gene thg1l, whose product is annotated as tRNA-histidine guanylyltransferase 1-like. Lineage: Eukaryota; Metazoa; Chordata; Amphibia; Anura; Pipidae. The record is from RefSeq and is a predicted model, not a curated record. Gene Ontology annotation, molecular function: tRNA guanylyltransferase activity; magnesium ion binding. Gene Ontology annotation, biological process: tRNA modification; tRNA 5'-end processing; tRNA processing. The coding region runs from base 119 to 1003 and encodes 294 amino acids. The transcript is spliced from 6 exons.
UUUAGAGAGGGCAGAGCUUCUCUUCCAUCCUAGCGACCUUUGGUAUACACUUACAUAGUCUGAAACGCAUGGCGUCCAUGUUUGAAUCUGGCGGCCGUGGCGACUUCCUCUUCCGGUAAUGCGGUCCCUGUUUGGCUUGUGGAGUAAGUCGUGUUUCCCUGCUGUACCGUGGGGACUGAUCAGCUGCCGAGAAAUGGCAAAGAGCAAAUUUGAGUACGUGAGGGACUUCGAGGUGCAGGACACUUGCCUCAGGAACUGCUGGGUGCUGGUCAGGGUGGAUGGGCGAAACUUUCAUCGGUUUGCUGAGCAGCAUCAUUUCACCAAACCCAAUGAUGUCCGUUCUCUGCAGCUCAUGAAUCGUUGUGCUCAGAAUGUCAUGGAUGAGCUGGAUGAUAUCUGCCUGGCUUAUGGACAAAGCGAUGAAUACAGUUUUGUCUUUCACAAGAAAUCUAACUGGUACAAAAGAAGAGCAAGCAAGUUUAUGACCCACGUGGUCUCGCAGUUUGCCUCCAGCUAUGUCUUCUACUGGAAGGAAUACUUCCCGGAUGUGCCAAUCCUCUGUCCGCCAGGAUUUGAUGGAAGGGUUGUCCUGUACCCCAGUGAACAGAACCUUAAAGAUUAUCUGAGCUGGAGACAGGCUGAUUGUCACAUCAACAACUUGUACAAUACCGUAUUCUGGUCUCUUGUACAGAAAGGAGGUUUAACACCAGCGCAGGCGCAGGACCGGUUAAAGGGAACUCUUGCUGCAGAAAAGAAUGAAAUCUUAUUUUCCGAGUUCAACAUCAACUACAAUAAUGAACCACUGUUGUACAGGAAAGGUUCUGUCCUUAUAUGGCAGAAGGUGAAUGAAGUGAGCAAGAAAAGGAUAAAACUCCCCAAUGAGGUGGAUGAGAAGGAGGUUGAAGUAUCCCGUUGGAGAAAGGAAACCGUCAUAUUGCACUGCGAUGUCAUCGGAGACCAGUUUUGGGAGGAGCAUUCAUCCAUCCUUUCAGACGACAGCUGACUUUUACCACUAUGUCUGUUUUGCUAUUUAUUUUAUUUGUACCUCCUCCAGGUAUAAAAGAAUUAAGAAAAUACCUAGACAUGUGAUGAUGCUACAAGUAAACUAAUAGAGAGCAUACUGUAAUAUAUGUAAAUAUUUUCAUACCUUAAUAAAAUAUAAUCAUUGCUGAAGCCUGUAUUGCACCCAGCUGUUCUAAGAUAAGAAGGCAUUAUGUUACAGUAAAAAGGUUGCUUUUUAAAAUGA